AAUACUUUUUCAUACACUUCCGGUGUUGCCGAUUCAGGGUUUGGAAAAAAUGGCUUUUACGUUUGCUGCAUUUUGCUAUAUAUUAGCUCUUAUUCUAACAGCAGUGUUGAUCUUUUUUGCAAUUUUCCACAUCAUUGCCUUUGAUGAACUUAAAACAGACUACAAAAAUCCAAUAGAUCAAUGUGGCAGUUUAAACCCUCUUGUGUUGCCUGAGUAUUUCAUCCACAUACUUUUCACAUUCCUCUUCAUCACAGCCAUGGAAUGGUUUACUGUUAUCAUCAAUAUUCCUCUUAUCAUCUACCAUAUAAGAAGGUAUAUAAACCGGCCAGUUAUGAGUGGGCCAGGUUUAUAUGAUCCUACUACUAUUAUGAAUGCUGAUGAACUGAAUAGAGCCCAGAAGGAAGGCUGGAUCAAGCUAGCAUUCUAUCUCAUCUCAUUUUUCUAUUACUUGUACAGUAUGAUCUACACCCUUGUGUCUGGUUAGAGAGGAGCUGAAAAAUUAGGAGAUUUUUACUUAAGAGUUUUGCGUGUGUGCAUUGAGAACAAGACAAACAGUGAUAUGAUCCAGAGAAGAGGAAACAUAUUCUGCCAUACUUUUAACCUUUAAAUCAAAUUCAUCACCCAAAGAUGUUUUGUUUUUCUAAAUUGAUGUUUCUUGGUGCAAUAUUGUCUUGUAUUUGUCACGGUUUGUGUAACAGUAUUUUUUAAACCUUUAUAUAAUUUUAUGUAGUGUGUAUUGUCUCCCAUUUAAGUAAAGUAGGUUAUUUAAAAAUACCAAUGUAGUGAAUGUACCAAGGUACAAUAAAAGUAUCUCAUCAAUGAAGGCUGGUUCAUUAUAAAGUGGCAUAAACUUACUUGUGUGCCAAUUAUAAUAUGCUUCUAUAAUAGUCAAAGAAGUAUUAUUUUAAAAUGACUGUAUUCCAAAACAAAAAAAAAUGACAUUUGCAUUUUUUUCUUACUUUAAAUAUUAAGAGAUAAGAGUUUGAUUAGUUACUUCUAGAUGAAAAGCAAUGUAUAAAUUUCCUUUUAAAAAAUAUGGCUUAACAAAAGAAUUGUUUAUAUGUGUAAAAGAGUCAUACACAAGUCAUGAAUGAUGUUAUAUCAAAACAAACUACAAAAGUGUGUAGGAUGUCCUGUAUUAGAGGAAAUUCUCCAUCUUGUCAAUAUUGGCAUUUUAUCAUGUGAAUUGAAUUAAAAAAAGUCAUCGUCUUUAUAGUUUUCACGGCUUAUAUUUUACUUGUGUCAUUAGAUGUAUUUUUCUCUUCAGUGUUUACUUAAAUCAGGAACAAAUAAUUUAUGUUUUAUAGAAGUGUAUAAAACAUUUACAUCACUUUUUUCAAUGCUUUUUUAUGCUCUAUGUUGCAUUUGAACAAUUUUAAAUAAAAUAAAUGUGAUUUU
Molecule: messenger RNA, 1398 nt
Organism: Saccostrea cuccullata (small rock oyster)
Lineage: Eukaryota; Metazoa; Mollusca; Bivalvia; Ostreida; Ostreidae
Product: protein cornichon homolog 1-like
Exons: 5
Coding region: 50-484 (144 amino acids)
Biological process (GO): endoplasmic reticulum to Golgi vesicle-mediated transport
Cellular component (GO): endoplasmic reticulum membrane; COPII-coated ER to Golgi transport vesicle
Source: RefSeq, a predicted model, not a curated record